Molecule: messenger RNA, 4254 nt
Organism: Poecilia latipinna (sailfin molly)
Lineage: Eukaryota; Metazoa; Chordata; Actinopteri; Cyprinodontiformes; Poeciliidae
Gene: sardh
Product: sarcosine dehydrogenase
Exons: 22
Coding region: 376-3126 (916 amino acids)
Cellular component (GO): mitochondrion
Molecular function (GO): protein binding
Source: RefSeq, a predicted model, not a curated record
GCCCUGAUCUCUCCCUGCAGAACAGUUGAAGCCAGCUCAGCACAGUGGGCUGAUCUCGGCUAAGAGGGUGAAAGGAAGAAGGAGGGAUUGCUGAAGGCAGGGACUUACAGCUGCUGUCCCGCUACAGAUCGUGCUAUCUGACAGCGGUGCUCUCCAACCCACGCUGCACCACCUCUGUACCGCUUCGCUUUUUUUUUUUUUGGUAACUAUUCGGCCAUUUUUACCCACCAGCCUUUUUUGCACAUAUCCCUUUCUUUUUACCCAAUUCCCCCCCCCCUCCUCGCAUCGACUGUUUUUGUUUUCUUUUCAGGGGCUGUCCUUCGGACUCGACUGUAAGUUUUCCACGUGGAAACCCAGACUGCAACGAAAAAGGUGAUGGCCUUCAUUGGGCGUGCAGUCCAGCGCCUUGUAUUGGCAGCGCGUCCCCCCGUAGCCCCGCUGUGCCGGACAAGCUCUCGGUCUUACAGCACUGAACACACCAGUGAAAAGAGCGUCCCCUAUGAGAAGACACUCAAACAGGAGGAAGGAGCCUCCACAGGACCCACUAAGCCUUUACCAAGGUCAGCUGAUGUGGUGGUGAUCGGAGGAGGUAGCAUCGGCUGUCAGACCGUCUAUCAUCUGGCCAAAAUGGGGAUGACCAACGUAGUUCUGCUGGAGCGAGACAGACUGACUGCUGGCACCACCUGGCAUACGGCCGGCCUUCUGUGGCAACUCCGUCCCAGUGACGUGGAGGUGGAGCUCCUGGCCCACACCAGGAACGUGAUCAGCAAAGACCUGGAAGAGGAAACGGGCCUUCACACUGGCUGGAUCCAGAAUGGAGGACUCUUCAUUGCUUCCAACAAGCAAAGACUGGAUGAAUACAAGCGCCUCAUGUCGCUGGGUAAAGUUUAUGGCAUCGAGUCCUACGUUCUGUCACCUGCGGAGACUAAGGACCUUUAUCCCCUCAUGAAUAUUGACGAUCUGUAUGGAACGCUGUAUGUUCCCAAAGAUGGCACCAUGGACCCUGCAGGCACCUGUACCACCCUGAGCAGAGCUGCUACAGCCAGAGGAGUCACGGUGAUUGAGAACUGCCCAGUGACCGGUAUCCAAGUGCGAACGGACGACCUUGGGGUCAAGAAGGUUAAGGCGGUGGAGACACCUCAUGGAGCCAUUGAAACUCCGUGUGUGGUGAACUGCGCAGGUGUGUGGGCCACCAGACUUGGUGAGAUGGCUGGAGUCAAUGUUCCUCUUAUUGCCAUGCAUCAUGCUUAUGUGGUGACAGAGAGGAUAGAGGGCAUACAGAACAUGCCAAAUGUCAGGGACCAUGACGCAUCGGUGUACCUGCGCCUCCAAGGUGAUGCUCUGUCUGUGGGUGGUUAUGAGCAAAAUCCCAUCUUCUGGGAGGAGGUGUCAGAUAAGUUUGCCUUCAGCCUGUUUGACCUGGACUGGGACGUAUUUAUGCAACAUAUCGAGGGAGCUAUAAAUAGAGUUCCUGUUCUGGAGCAGACCGGUAUCAAGUCCACUGUCUGUGGACCAGAAUCUUUCACCGCUGACCAUAAGCCGCUGAUGGGAGAAGCACCAGAAGUUCGAGGUUACUUCCUGGGCUGUGGCUUCAACAGUGCUGGUAUGAUGCUGGGAGGUGGAUGUGGCAGAGAGCUCGCUAAGUGGAUCAUACAUGGCCGGCCAGAAAAGGACAUGUAUGGAUACGACAUCAGACGUUUUCACAGUUCGCUGACAGACAACGCUCGCUGGAUCAGGGAGAGGAGCCAUGAGUCGUAUGCAAAAAACUAUUCUGUAGUGUUUCCCUUUGAUGAGCCACUGGCCAGCCGUAACAUGAGGAAGGACCCUUUCCAUGAGGUGCUGACAGAGCAAGGUUGCAUGUUUCAAGAGAGGCAUGGUUGGGAGAGACCCGGCUGGUUCAACAAAGACGGGCCGGCUCCUCCUAAAAAGUACGAUUACUACGGAGCUUACAACAUUAGGAAUAACGAGAACUACAAAUACAAAGAACUCCUGGGCAAAGAGUACACCUUCGACUUCCCUCCGCAUCACGAUGUGAUUAAGAGUGAGUGUCUCUCAUGCCGACACGACGUCGCCGUGUUUAACAUGUCCUACUUUGGGAAGUUCUAUCUCACCGGACCAGAUACCAAGAAAGCAGCCGAUUGGCUCUUCUCGGCUGAUGUCAACAAGAAGCCAGGUUCCACUGUGUAUACGUGUAUGUUGAAUAAAAGAGGAGGGGCGGAGGCCGACCUGACGGUGAGCAGGCUGGAGCCGGGCGCUGCCAAGCUGCCGCUGGCGCCGCAAUCAGAUGGUGAUGCAUACUACCUUGCCAUUGGAGGCGGAGUCGCCGAACACAACUGGAACCACAUUCGGACGGUUAUUCAGGACCAAGGCUUCCACUGCCAGCUGACGGACCACUCCGAAGACAUGGGGAUGAUCAGCAUCCAGGGGCCUAAGAGUCGACAAGUACUGCAAGAAGUUUUGGAUGCAGAUCUCAGCAACGAAGCGUUUCCCUUCUCUACCCAUAAGCUUGUGAACGCAGCAGGAUAUCAGGUGCGAGCAAUGCGUCUGUCAUUUGUCGGAGAGCUCGGCUGGGAGCUCCACAUUCCCAAAGACUCCUGUGUUCCCGUCUACCGUGCUGUCAUGGCCGCCGGUGCAAAGCGUGGCAUCAUCAAUUCAGGCUACAGAGCAAUCGACUCUCUCAGCAUAGAGAAGGGGUACAGACACUGGCACGCUGACCUUCGGCCUGAUGACACACCUUUGGAGGCGGGGCUUGCCUUCACCUGCAAACUGAAGAGCUCCAUCCCGUUCCAGGGCCGGGAAACGCUGGAGAGACAGAAGGAAGAGGGGCUGAGGAGGCGUAUCGUCUGUUUCACCAUCGAUGAAAAAAUACCAAUGUUCGGUCUGGAGGCCAUUUUCCGUAACGGCGUCCCUGUUGGUCACCUCCGGCGAGCCGACUACGGCUUUUUCAUAGACAAAACUCUUGGUUAUGGAUACAUCCGCAACCCUGAUGGAGGAGUGGUCAGUGCCGAUUUCAUUAAAACCGGAGAGUUCACGCUCGAAAGGAUGGGAGUGGCGUACAAGGCCAAGGCGCACCUCAAAUCUCCAUUCGACCCUGAAAAUAAACGGGUUAAAGGAAUCUACGAGUGAGCGCCAAUGUGGUUAGAGAAUAAUAUGCAAUCUGCUGCUUUUCCACAUUCAGUUGCCACUACAUUUGUAUACCUCUGCCAUUGAUGGUGUUUCAUAAAUGUGAAGCGAUAAAGUGACGUUGAAGGAGAUUGAGUUUAACAAUAUUUGCUCAUUUAAAUGAUUUAAAUGUUCAAAAUCAAAGCAGGUCCACUAUUCCUUGACAUGUGCUCUUAUACGAUUAUUACCAUAAAAUUUCCACCAGUUCAAGACUUUUUAUCAAGACAAAGUCUUUUUAGAACUAAAUAAACUUCACUAUCCUCUCAGCACGCAAACAUAACUUACCCGAAUAAUUCGUUUUUGUUUUUUUUUUGUUUUUUUUUGCCAAACUAGCAAUUCAUUAGAGGAUAUUAGUCCAGAUAUUUAUUACUUUAAAGACUCAGUUUUUAACUUUGAAAGUCUUACUUCCUGUAGCAGCUCACUUUGCACUGAGCUGUUGAACAGAAUUAAUUAUCAUGAACAUAGAUAGACGUGUCUGUGUUGUAAAGUUUUAUGUGAAGCACUGAGAGUGUCCUUAACAAAAGAAGUCCUAAAAGGGCUCGGAAAAGAGAUUAUACGCGUGUGUGUGUGUGUGUGUGUGUGUGUGUGUGUGUGUGUGUGUGUGUGUGUGUGUGUGUGUGUGUGUGUGUGUGUGUGUGUGUGUGUGUGUGUGUUUUUACUCAAAGUAAAUCAGAUCCUGCCGCUUCCCCGAUAAUUGAGUAUUUAAUAUAAUUUGGCUUAAAUUAAGAGCAAAGCUGUUUUUAUAUUUCUUUUUUUUUCAUAUUUUUUGAUCACCAACAACUAGAGAUCAAGGCUUCGUCCUGAAGGGUAAAAUAUUCAGCCAUCUAGCAAACUGACUGUGUGUGACCUCCUGCUUCUGGCUUCAAAGUUUUAUAACUGUGCCUUUGGCGCUUCAUGCCCACCAAAUGGCUGAGGUAGAGUGAUGUUUUUUAUGAGGUUAACUAUUUAUCAUGAAUAUUUUUUAACAUUAACGCGAUAGGGGUCACAAUAUUCCAUGAAGGCUCUUUUUGCUCCAUUAGGUUUUCAUAAAAGUACUUAACGGCUAUGAGCUCUGCUCUUUUUCCACAGGUUAAAAAAACUCCACAGAGGCAA